GCCUUUAAAUACCGGGAGACACCUCUUCCGCAGCACCACUUCUGCGGAAAGGCUGCGCUCAGGAGGGGAGACAUUCCUGCUCGUGUUUUUUUUCGCCUUUUAAAAAAACAAAUCCUCAACUGAACUCCGAAGAUGUCCACCAAGGAGAAGCUGAUUACCCAUGUGAUGAAGGAAGAGCCUAUUGGCACCAGGAACAAGGUGACGGUGGUGGGUGUCGGCAUGGUGGGCAUGGCCUCCGCCAUCAGCGUACUGCUCAAGGACUUGUGUGAUGAGCUGGCCCUGGUUGAUGUGAUGGAGGACAAGCUGAAGGGUGAGGUCAUGGACCUGCAACACGGAUCCCUCUUCCUCAAGACACACAAGAUUGUGGCCGACAAAGACUACAGUGUGACAGCUCACUCCAGGGUGGUGGUGGUGACUGCCGGGGCCCGUCAGCAGGAGGGCGAGAGCCGUCUCAACCUGGUGCAGCGCAACGUCAACAUCUUCAAGUUUAUCAUCCCCAACAUCGUCAAGUACAGCCCUCACUGCAUCAUAUUGGUGGUCUCUAACCCAGUGGACAUCCUGACCUACGUGGCCUGGAAGCUGAGUGGUUUCCCCCGUCACCGCGUCAUUGGCUCUGGCACCAACCUGGACUCUGCCCGUUUCCGCCACCUCAUGGGAGAGAAGCUGCACAUCCACCCUUCCAGUUGCCACGGCUGGAUCAUCGGAGAGCACGGAGACUCCAGUGUGCCUGUGUGGAGCGGUGUGAAUGUUGCUGGUGUUUCCCUGCAGGGCCUCAACCCAAAAAUGGGGGCUGAGGGCGACAGUGAGCACUGGAAGGAGGUUCAUAAGAAGGUGGUUGAUGGAGCCUAUGAGGUUAUCAAGCUGAAGGGCUACACUUCCUGGGCCAUAGGCAUGUCUGUGGCUGACCUGGUGGAAAGCCUCCUUAAGAACCUGCACAAAGUGCACCCUGUGUCCACACUGGUCAAGGGCAUGCAUGGGGUGAAGGAUGAGGUCUUCCUGAGUAUCCCUUCUGUCCUGGGCAACAGUGGCCUGACGGACGUCAUUCACAUGACACUGAAGCCUGAAGAGGAGAAGCAGCUGGUGAAGAGCGCCGAGACCCUUUGGGGCGUACAGAAGGAGCUCACCCUGUGAGGAGCGCUCCCACGAAUUCUCCAAUCUGCCCUGAAACCACAACAAACGCUGUGGUCAACCCCCACCUGCCGUACAUCCUGUGUCCCUCACAGCAAUGGGCCAAUGAGACCUUUGAGUAUCUAAAAAGGCCAAGUGUUUGUAGCUAAGCCAGUGGAACUUAAGAUUUUACCCUCAGAUAUUCACACAUGGGUGUCAUUUUCCUUUGCUGUCUCCCACCUGCCUUCCUCCCUCCAUGACUGAAUUUUUGGAAACACAACUCAUACCUUUAGCCUUUGAUCUCAGCCUGUGUUGGAGAGAGGAGGUAUUUAUCUGUCGUCUUGUCUAAACAUCAGCCGUAUGGCCUUUGCAUAUACUCCUACGUACUGUAUGUUACUGUGCACUCUGGCUGUUUCUUGCUGUACACUCCUUGUUUGUAGUUGGUAUGUGUUCUAUGUAUCGUGUGAUUACUGCCAGUUGGUUUUUUCCACUUGGUAAUCUCUGUUUAUUUAAUUUUUUUUAUUUGGAGUAUAAUGGAGACAUUCCAUUCUCUAUGAGGAGGGCUUCCUAUCCACCUAGAGUCAUAACAACCCUGCUGCAUAUAUCACUGGGCAAACAUCCUGUGAUACCAAAGUACCUUAUCCUUCGAGAAAAGCAAUGCUACAUCUACUGGUUGGCAUCGAAGCCUUUUUAAACAAACGUAACCACAAGUGCACUGAAAAACAAUUUAAUAGGCAAGAUGCUGACAAGAAAAGUUACAUCUGAGAAAAUUAAAGGGGUUGCUAACUAGGUCACUUGUCAUAAUUUAAAUUAGCAAAGAGAUAACAGAGAGCCAAUGGGAAAGAGUCAGCUAGGAUCAUGACCUAGGCCCAGGUUAUGAAUCAAAACAGAAGGUCACAAUCCUGAAGUUGUUUGUUUGUUUUCACACCCUAAAUACCCUCAAAAGGGUUUGUAUUUUACUCCAUCAGACUCUGGAAUAAAGGACAUCAAGAAAAAAUGAUGCUAUAAUUUAUAACAGUUAAUACUGUUAAGAUCUAUUUAUGUAUUAAUUUUACAUUAGAUAUGGUCGAUCAAUCGCUCACUAAGGAACUACCUGUCAUGGCAGCUGGAUAUUGAUUUUUAUUUGCCGUUCUAUCAAAUAAAUCUGCCAGGAUAAUGAUA
Xiphias gladius (swordfish) is the source of this 2268-nucleotide messenger RNA. It is a transcript of the gene ldha, whose product is annotated as lactate dehydrogenase A4. The transcript has 8 exons. Lineage: Eukaryota; Metazoa; Chordata; Actinopteri; Istiophoriformes; Xiphiidae. Gene Ontology annotation, cellular component: cytoplasm. The record is from RefSeq and is a predicted model, not a curated record. Bases 133 to 1131 code for a protein of 332 amino acids. Gene Ontology annotation, biological process: carboxylic acid metabolic process. Gene Ontology annotation, molecular function: L-lactate dehydrogenase (NAD+) activity.